AUGGCAGGUGGAGCAAUGGUGCAUCAAGGAGGAGAAAUGAAGCACUACGCAGGGAAGGUCACCUCCUUCGUGGUGUUCACCUGCAUCAUGGCCGCCUUCGGUGGGCUCAUCUUUGGCUACGACAUAGGGGUCUCGGGUGGGGUCACCUCCAUGGACGUCUUCUUGAAGACCUUCUUCCCUUCGGUGUUUGCCAAGCAGCAGCUUGAUGCUAGCCAUGAGAACCAGUACUGCAAAUUCGACAGCCAGCUCCUCACCGUCUUCACGUCAUCCUUAUACGUAGCCGGACUGGUGGCGUCCUUCGCCGCCUCGGCAGUGACCAGGGUGUCCGGCAGGAAGGCAUCCAUGAUCUUCGGAGGCUUAACCUUUCUGGUUGGUGCAGCCAUUAAUGGAGCUGCUCAGAAUGUUGCCAUGCUCAUCAUAGGUCGUCUUCUUCUUGGUGUUGGGGUCGGCUUCGCCAACCAGUCUGUUCCAGUUUAUCUCUCAGAAAUGGCGCCAACCAAGAUCAGAGGUGCACUCAACAUGUGCUUCCAAUUAGCCAUCACCAUUGGAAUUUUUGCUGCAAACCUGGUGAACUACGGGACCAGCAAGAUCAAUGGCGGGUACGGUUGGAGAAUUUCCCUUGCAUUAGCAGCAGUUCCGGCGAUAAUCAUGCUCGCCGGCACACUUUUCCUGCCGGAUACACCCAACUCCCUCAUCGAGCGCGGCCACAAAGAGAAGGCGAAGGCCAUGCUGCAGAAGAUCAGGGGGGUCACCAAUGUGGAUGAUGAAUUGCAGGACCUGGUUGACGCCAGUGAGGCCUCCAAGCAAGUGAAGCACCCAUGGGCCAACAUCCUUGAGAAGAAGUACAGGCCUCAGCUUGUCAUGUCGAUUGCCAUUCCUCUGUUCCAGCAAUUCACCGGCAUCAACAUCAUCAUGUUCUACGCACCGGUGCUCUUCAAGACCCUAGGAUUCGGAGAUGAUGCUUCCCUCAUGUCGGCGGUCAUCUCCGGCCUUGUCAACGUCAUUGCCACCUUCGUGUCCAUCGCCACCGUCGACAAAUUCGGCCGGCGGGCCUUGUUCCUUGAGGGAGGCACCCAGAUGUUCAUAUGUCAGGUCCUUGUAGGAAUCGUCUUGGGCAAGACGUUCGGAAUAUCAGGCACCGGCCACCUGACCAAGGGCACGGCCGACUUCGUCCUCUUCCUGAUCUGUGCGUACGUCGCUGCAUUCGCCUGGUCAUGGGGUCCUCUCGGAUGGUUGGUUCCCAGUGAAAUCUUCCCGCUGGAGGUCCGAUCUGCUGGGCAAAGCAUCAAUGUGUCUGUGAAUCUCCUCUGCACCUUUAUCAUUGCGCAGGUCUUCCUUACAAUGCUCUGCCACUUGAAGUUUGGCCUCUUCUUCUUCUUCGCCGGGUGGGUCCUCCUUAUGACCGUCUUCAUCUUCUUCUUCUUGCCGGAGACGAAGAACGUUCCGAUUGAAGAGAUGGUCUUGGUGUGGAGGCAGCACUGGUUCUGGGGGAAGGUCCUGCCAGAUGAGAGUGUGGGCAGCGUCUAA
Molecule: messenger RNA, 1527 nt
Organism: Nymphaea colorata (pocket water lily)
Lineage: Eukaryota; Viridiplantae; Streptophyta; Magnoliopsida; Nymphaeales; Nymphaeaceae
Product: sugar transport protein MST6-like
Exons: 3
Coding region: 1-1527 (508 amino acids)
Biological process (GO): monosaccharide transmembrane transport
Cellular component (GO): membrane
Molecular function (GO): monosaccharide transmembrane transporter activity
Source: RefSeq, a predicted model, not a curated record